UUGAUGCCGCCGGACUGGAACAGUUGGAAAAGUACUGCAGGCUGCAGCUGAGCAGGACAACUGAGAGAGAGAAAGUUGAAGCGGAGUUUAGUGAAUGAAAAUGGACUCUGCGACGGUGGAGAUAGACGGCAGCGUCAUGGAGGGAGGCGGACAGAUCCUGAGAGUCUCGGCGGCGCUCAGCUGCAUCACCGGCUCCGCCAUAAAGAUCAUCAAGAUCCGGGCAGGCAGGAGCACCCCGGGGCUCAGGCCGCAGCACCUGACGGGCCUCCAGCUGGUCUCUGACCUCUGCUCCGGCAGCCUGCAGGGCGCCAGCAUCGGCUCCACUGACAUCAGCCUGACUCCAGGGAAGGUCCGGUCGGGGAACCACACGGCCGACACGCAGACCGCAGGGAGUGUGUGUUUGCUGCUGCAGGCGGCCCUGCCCUGCGCGCUGUACGCCGACGCCGCCUCACAGCUCCUUCUGAAAGGAGGAACCAACGCAGAGAUGGCCCCGCAGAUCGACUACACUGUAAAGGUCUUCAAGCCCAUUGUGGAGAAGUUUGGCGUCCAUUUUGACUGCGACAUCAGGAUGAGGGGCUACUACCCUAAAGGCGGCGGGGAGGUGGCGGUGACGGCACAGCCGCUCAAGGAGCUGCAGCCCGUCUCCAUGACGGACAGAGGAAACAUCACAAAGAUCCACGGCAGAGCCUUCGUGGCCGGAGUCCUGCCCUUCAAACUGGCUAAAGACAUGUCGGCCGCUGCCGUUCGGACCAUCAGGAAGGAAAUCAAAGAACUUUACAUCAACAUCCAGCCGGUGCAGGAGAAGGAGAAAGCCUGCGGGAACGGCAACGGCAUCAUAAUCAUCGCUGAGUCGUCCACAGGCUGCCUGUUCGCAGGAUCGGCUCUGGGAAAGAAAGGUGUUUAUGCAGAUAAAGUGGGAAUAGAAGCAGCUGAGAUGCUGCUGAGAAACAUCAGACACAACGGCUGCGUGGACGAGUUCCUGCAGGACCAGCUCAUCAUCUUCAUGGCGCUGGCGAAGGGAACGUCUCGGAUUCGGACCGGCGCUGUGACUCUGCACACGCAGACGGCGAUCCACAUCGCAGAGCAGCUCACUCAGGCGAAGUUUACGAUAACGAAGAGCGAAGACGAGCUGAGCAGCGGCGUCACCUACAUCAUCGAGUGUCAAGGAUCUGGAGUGGUUAACCCCAACCUGUAGCCACACACACACACACACACACACACACUCUGCUGGACUUGUAGCUGCUCCUGACAUGGCCGACCCUCUUAGUUUCUGUCGCUCAGGGUUUCUUUUUGUUUCCUUAAUAAUGUGAUGAAAUUAUUAAAUAAAAUUCUUCCAAACAAUCAA
Poecilia latipinna (sailfin molly) is the source of this 1345-nucleotide messenger RNA. It is a transcript of the gene rtca, whose product is annotated as RNA 3'-terminal phosphate cyclase. Gene Ontology annotation, cellular component: nucleus. The record is from RefSeq and is a predicted model, not a curated record. Lineage: Eukaryota; Metazoa; Chordata; Actinopteri; Cyprinodontiformes; Poeciliidae. The coding region runs from base 95 to 1195 and encodes 366 amino acids. The transcript has 11 exons. Gene Ontology annotation, biological process: RNA processing. Gene Ontology annotation, molecular function: RNA-3'-phosphate cyclase activity.